This is a messenger RNA of Suillus subalutaceus, 516 nucleotides long. RefSeq lists its product as uncharacterized. Lineage: Eukaryota; Fungi; Basidiomycota; Agaricomycetes; Boletales; Suillaceae. The annotation marks the transcript as partial. The record is from RefSeq and is a predicted model, not a curated record. The transcript has a single exon.
AUGAAAAACUACCUCUUCUUAAAGCACGGUGGCGGGUAUAUUCUUGGCCUCAUCCCACGUCCGGCCCCAGCUGUUGACCCUUCCAGCGCUGGUCACUGGGACCUCAACAACCUCUGCAUUAUCGUGGCACUUCGUACCUGCUCUAGCCCCAAGGAACAGGUGUUCCUGCGCCCCUAUGAUAAUGUGCAUCUCGCCUGGAACACUCUUCAGUCCCAGCAUGAGAAGAUAGGCCCUAUUGCCCAAAUCUUGCUGAUCCAGCAUGCCCUAGCCAUUCGGUAUCAUCGGUCCGAAUGUCUUUCUACCACCAGCACUGAAAUUAGUGACAUGGUGAGGCACAUAUAUGCUAUCGGAAUCCCAAAAGAGGAUGACUUCACAACUAUCAUCAUGCUCAAUGUGAUGAAUGACGAGCUCACCCAUGUUUGCAACCACAUUGCUGACGCCCUCUCCACUAGCACUUCCACCUCGACUUACGGACCCAUGAACAUUUGCUCCCGCUUGGACAUGGAGCAGCAGCUC